AUGACUUUGAAGCUGCUUAGCAAACUACGAAAUCAGGAUAUUCGAAUCACUCGAGACCGCAGCCAUCACCGAUUCCUCAAUGCCACCAGACUCUUCUCUGACCAACCAGUUUCGAAUCUUUCGACACCAGAUGAUAAUAAUAAUAGCAAUGUUAUUAUUAAGAAUAAACCGCAAACCACUACAUCGUCUUUGAAACAGCACGAGCUUGCUAAAUUCGCAGCCAUUUCUGAUACAUGGUGGGAUUCAGAAGGUCCAUUUAAACCAUUGCAUAAUAUGAACCCUACACGACUCGCUUUCAUUCGCUCCACGCUUUGCAGACAUUUCGGUAAGGAUCUGAACUGCGCUAGGCCUUUUGAAGGACUUAAAAUUGUUGAUGUUGGUUGUGGUGGUGGAAUUCUUUCGGAGCCUUUAGCUCGGAUGGGAGCAACUGUAAUAGGAGUUGAUGCAGUGCAGAAAAAUAUCAAUGUUGCACGCCUUCAUGCUCUAGUUGAGGAGCAGAGGAAGUUUGAUGCUGUGAUUGCACUGGAGAAUGAUGGAAGAGAGUUGUCUCUUAACUGGCAACUACUUCCCAGAUGCCAAAUGCUUCGUCUUGACGCAAGCUUUCCUGUAGAGGUGGCAAGUAUCAUAAAGAGGUUAUGUUCUGCUACUUUAAUCAACAAGGCUAUGAUUGCAGGAGAUGGGAUAGGCAUUGUUUCAGUAAUCGAGCAUGUUGCAGCUCCUGCUGAAUUCUGCAAGUCUCUUUCAGCACUGACUUAUCCUGGUGGAGCCACUGUGUUAUCAACAAUUAACCGUUCUAUGAGAGCGUAUGCAACUGCCAUUCUUGCAGCAGAGUACCUUCUCCAUUGGCUUCCUAAAGGCACACAUCAAUGGUCAAGUUUUCUUACUCCUGAGGAACUGGUACUUAUCCUACAGCGUGCUUCUAUCAAUGUUAAAGAAAUGGCUGGAUUUGCUUACAACCCCUUGACUGGGCGGUGGUCUCUAUCGGAUGAUAUUUCUGUGAACUUCAUUGCCUUUGCUACCAAAGAUGCUACAUUUGGGGUUGGCCAGACAUCAGUGAUCAACCUAAGCGACCAUUGUGAUUCUACCAGGUGCACUGGUUUGAGCCAUGCAUGGAAUAUGAUGGCUCGAAACUACUUCCUUUCCUCAGCUGAUCACGAUGCAAGGAACCGCACCCUCUCACUGCUUGUGCUGCUUUCCUUAGUUCUCAAAUCAGAUGCUGGAGGCAUAGCAUUUAUGCUUUGUGUUGGAUAUGGUGCUGGUAGCUACUCCUUCUCAUCGAUUGAUGGUGCUAGGAGUGUCGCGGACUAUCUAUGGGAAAACUUCCUUGGAGGGCAAUCAAUUUCGCAACUGCUAGAUGAUGCUAUAGUGGACGGUAUUGAUUUUGACAUCGAGCAACGUGGAACUGCCUAUGCUGCACUUGCUCGAAAAUUGUCCGAGCGACGGCAAGGAGGCAAAAAAGUGUACUUUAGCAGCUGCACCACAAUGUCCGUUCCUUGA
Dovyalis caffra is the source of this 1497-nucleotide messenger RNA. Lineage: Eukaryota; Viridiplantae; Streptophyta; Magnoliopsida; Malpighiales; Salicaceae. The record is from the annotation of a GenBank genome assembly.